AUGUACAGAAGCUGCCUUUUGGAAAAAGAAGCAGGCAUGUACCUGGGCACUCUCAGGAACCCCGUGGGAGGUGGCACCGCUGGGACUGGAGGCAAUGGGAGCGGUGGGAGUCUCCUGCCAGCCUCCAACUUCACAGCAGCACCUGCCUAUGCGCACUACAUGGGGUAUCCCCAUAUACCCAGCAUAGAUUCUCACGGGCCGUCUCUGGGGGUCUGGGGUUCGCCCUAUAGUCCCCCUCAAGAAGACUGGAAUGUGUACCCUGGGCCGUCCAGUACAAUGGGCACUGUGUCCGUGAACGACAUGAACUCAAGCCCUGCCGCUUUUGGUUCCCUGGAAUACAACUUGGGUCCUGCGGGCCGGGGAAGCAGCAGUGGCAGCCUGCCAGCCCCAGGUAGUGGGUCACUGUUCCCUGUAGACGCCAACACCGCGGAUGCCAGUUCUAACAGAAGCCAUCACAGCCCUUAUGCGUGGAUGCGCAAGACCGUGCAGCUGACCGGGAAAACCAGGAUAAAAGAAAAGUAUCGUGUGGUUUACACAGAUCAUCAAAGAUUGGAGCUAGAGAAGGAAUUCCAUUGCAAUAGAUACAUCACCAUUCGGAGAAAAUCAGAACUGGCAGUCAACCUGGGACUUUCUGAAAGACAGCAUUUUGUGUUUCUGGUGAAAAUAUUGUUUCAGAAUCGCAGAGCCAAGGAGAGAAAGAUGAUUAAAAAGAAAAUCUCCCAGUUUGAGAGCAGUGGAGGCUCAGUACAAAGUGACUUUGGUUCCAUCAGCCCUGGGGAACUACCUAAUACUUUUUUCACCACCCCAUCUGCUGUUCAUAGAUUUCAACCUAUUGAGAUACAGCAGGUCAUAGUCACUGAGUGA
Hyaena hyaena (striped hyena) is the source of this 864-nucleotide messenger RNA. RefSeq names its product caudal type homeobox 4 (gene CDX4). The transcript has 3 exons. Gene Ontology annotation, cellular component: nucleus. The record is from RefSeq and is a predicted model, not a curated record. Gene Ontology annotation, biological process: animal organ morphogenesis; regulation of transcription by RNA polymerase II; cell differentiation. The coding region runs from base 1 to 864 and encodes 287 amino acids. Gene Ontology annotation, molecular function: DNA-binding transcription factor activity; RNA polymerase II transcription regulatory region sequence-specific DNA binding. NCBI's taxonomy places the organism in Eukaryota, Metazoa, Chordata, Mammalia, Carnivora, Hyaenidae.